AUGCAAAGUCCUAUUUCCCCCAAUGAUGGAGUCCCACCCCUCCUCCUCCUCCCUUCCUCCUUCCCUGUACUGUAUCUCCCAGGCUUCCCCGAUUACGGUUUCUAUUCCUCGCCAAGCGACCAACGGGGGCCCCCCUUCUCCUUUGCGGACUAUGGCUCCCUGGGCCCCCAGGCGGCUCAGCUGCUGCAAAGCGAGCAUGCCACAUCAGCCUGCAACUCCCCUCUCCAGCACCUGGCCAGCCCGGAUCAGUAUAAGAGCCCAGGCACCAACCCACCCCGGCCUGGAGCCUUUCCUGGAGCCAGCAGUCCCGGGCCAGUGGCUGACCUGUACGGCCCCACCAGCCAGGACUCCGGAGUGGGCAACUACAUUAGCGCUGCUAGUCCCCAGCCCGGCUCCGGCUUCGGACACGGCAUUGCUCAGAGUUUAUCAGGAGGCCCGGGGAAGACUGGCCGGAGUUUCUAAUUGGUUCUGUGUACAGGUAAAGGCCAUUAAACUUCAAGCACUACAGCGCUGAACGGGAAUCUAAAGCUGAGAUGGCGCCACACGAAGAACAACCCGAAACGUCAGAAUCAUCUCAGAAAGAAGAAAAAAAAACAACAACUAAACAAUCUGCUGUACUAUACUGAAAACCUGGCUUUUAAAUAUUUUAUCCUAGAGUAGCCCUGACCUUAAAUUUAGGAUUUUAUUUGAUUUUUUUCCUUUACUGUUUUUCCUUUUAGAAGCAUUUUAGUCACCUUUUAUUGUGUACACGUUGAAUCAACCAACGUUUGUUUGAGUUUCUAGAUGUUCUUCAUUGUUCUUGAAUGUUCUCUGAUGAGAGCGACUAUGUAAACAUGAAAUGUCUUUGUUUUUUGUUUUUUGAGGUAGUGAUAUUCCAAUAGCAGUUCUGUUUCACAGCCCUCGUCUAUCACGUUUCAUACAAGCAAGAAAACGGAUUGAAAUGACUCCGCUUGAAAAAGGUGACAUUUUUAAUUCAAGCCUAAACCGCAAUGAGUGGGUAACUCAAAAAAAUCUUAGUAGCUCUGUUCUAUGUUUAUUGUGAUGUCUUGUUAACCAUGAUUACCUAUUUUGGGCAAUAAGAGGACUACAAUAUUUUCACAGUCCUUUUUUAUAAAUGUCAUUUUUGUUGUCGAUGAAACGAAACAAAACAAA
Messenger RNA from Puntigrus tetrazona (Sumatra barb), 1152 nucleotides. RefSeq names its product RNA-binding protein Musashi homolog 2-like. Bases 1 to 462 code for a protein of 153 amino acids. NCBI's taxonomy places the organism in Eukaryota, Metazoa, Chordata, Actinopteri, Cypriniformes, Cyprinidae. The transcript has 3 exons. The record is from RefSeq and is a predicted model, not a curated record.